UUGCUUACAGAAAGUUGCAAAAUGAAGUUUCUUCAAUGUCUUUUUUAUUCAUGUAUUUUUCUCUUGAUGGGUUGUCACUUGGCAAUGGCAAUAGCAAAAAAUCAUGCGUUGUAUAAAAUCCCUGGAAAGAAGUCAAGCAAAUGCGAAAUAACAGUGGAUCAGUCAGGCCAUGGCAAUUUUUCCAGCAUUCAAUCAGCUAUAAAUGCAAUUCCACCCAACAACAACCGUUGGAUUUGUAUCUCCAUCAAGGCUGGCAUAUACCGGGAGAAGGUGAAAAUUCCUUAUGACAGGCCGUACAUAAUCCUCAAAGGACAAGGCAAAAGAAGAACUCGUGUAAUUUGGGAUGAUCAUCAAUCAGUUGCAGAGAGCCCCACUUUCACUUGUGUUGCUGAUAACAUUGUCGUCAAAAAAAUGAGCUUUUUGAACUCGUAUAACAGUCCGAAUGUUGGAAAUGAGAAUCCCAGGGUGCCGGCUGUGGCGGCGAUGAUAACAGGAGACAAGAAUUCGUUCUAUCGAUGUGGAUUCUCAGGUGUUCAAGACACUUUGUGGGAUGAUCAAGGCCGCCAUUACUUUAAUCACUGCACCAUUGAGGGUGCUGUUGAUUUCAUCUUCGGCGCUGGCCAAUCCAUUUAUCAGAGUUGCGUCAUUCAUGCACUUGGAGAAGCCAUAGAGAAAGGACUUGCGGGUUAUAUAACAGCACAGGGAAGAACAAAUCCAAAUGAUGCAAACGGGUUUGUGUUCAGAAAUUGUCUGGUCUUUGGAACAGGUUCAACAUUAUUGGGAAGGCCCUGGAGAGGAUAUGCCAGGGUCAUCUUCUACAAUUCUGAAUUGACAGAAGUUGUAAAUCCAGAGGGCUGGAAUGCUUGGAAUUUUCAUGGCCAUGAGAAUCAGUUGAUGUUUGUUGAGCAUGGAUGCCAUGGAAAAGGAGCUGAUACUUCUGGUAGGGUGAAGUGGAUGAAGAAAAUGAACCUGGAGAGCAUAAGGGAACUGAAGAGCAAUAGUUUCAUUGAUAACGAAGGCUGGCUAAGCAAGCAACCCAGCUGAGGCUCUCACGUUUCGUGGCUCCAUUAAACUGACUAUUUGAGGAAGAAACCUAUAUUGGAAGAUAGUUUAUUUAUGUUAUAGAUAUUAAAAUUUAUGUGUAUGCAAAUGUGAGCACAUCUCAAAUGUACCCCUACCAAAACACUAGGGAACUUUGUAUGUCUUACAAAGUUAGGGUUCUUCGUUGAUUUUUCCAUUAAGGUGUAAAUCGAUUAUGAGACAAAUUUAGUUAAAGUAUUUAC
Messenger RNA from Mangifera indica (mango), 1283 nucleotides. Its product is annotated as probable pectinesterase 29. Bases 22 to 1044 code for a protein of 340 amino acids. The transcript has 4 exons. Lineage: Eukaryota; Viridiplantae; Streptophyta; Magnoliopsida; Sapindales; Anacardiaceae. Gene Ontology annotation, biological process: cell wall modification. The record is from RefSeq and is a predicted model, not a curated record. Gene Ontology annotation, molecular function: pectinesterase activity.